AGUGUUUAGCUUUAUCGCACCGCUUAGGACGUUACGUAACCAUGACGCUGCAGUCAGACGCAAUACAGAGAGCAGCAGCUGACGAGUGUGUUACGGAAUCUACGUUGGGCUGCAGGCAGUACGUGCUACUUUCACCUCGUCCGGAACAGCCAUGUCGCCGUUGACUCUCUACAACAGCAACCUGAGCAUCCCGUGCCGCUUAGUUCGUCUCGUGGCUGGUGCUGUUGGAGUCGAUCUGAAAAUUGUUAAUGUCAAUCCGAGGGUUGAUCUGAGGACGCCUGAAUGGUUGAAGAGAAAUCCACAACACACAGUUCCGGUACUGGAAGAUAACGGCUUGUGGCUUACUGAGAGCCGCGCUAUAUCCAUGUACAUCGUCUCAAAAUAUGCAAAAGACGACUCUCUGUACCCGAAAGAUGUGAACAAACGUGUUCUCGUCGACCAAAAGCUGUUUUUCGAUCAAGAUCUAUUCAACAGAUUGGCCAGCGUUUUCCGGCCACAAAUUUUUGGCACAUCGUUGGAUCCCAGCAGUGUGGACAAAGUAAACGACAGUCUAGAGAGCCUGACACGAAUGCUGGAAGACAAACAGUGGUUGGCUGGAGAGAAGAUCUCCCUUGCAGACUACGCUGUAGCUAUUACUCUUGCUGGAGUUGAGCUCGCUCCAGAGGCUGCUGGACUUGACCUCAUGAAAUACUCUAACAUCAAGCAGUGGCUUUCACGUUUUGAAGGUUGCACUCCACAGAUUUUUGAACAUCGCAAAGGAUUACGUGAAGCUCUCGUGCAAAGACUACAGUCAGUAAAGUAAAUUACGUAAUAAGAAUUUGUAAAUAUACUAUUUUGCUGAAAUAAAUCUCCUGUGUUCCUAA
Messenger RNA from Schistocerca americana (American grasshopper), 863 nucleotides. Its product is annotated as glutathione S-transferase 1-1-like. Lineage: Eukaryota; Metazoa; Arthropoda; Insecta; Orthoptera; Acrididae. The record is from RefSeq and is a predicted model, not a curated record. The transcript has 6 exons. The coding region runs from base 152 to 802 and encodes 216 amino acids. Gene Ontology annotation, biological process: glutathione metabolic process. Gene Ontology annotation, molecular function: glutathione transferase activity.